Drosophila novamexicana is the source of this 2394-nucleotide messenger RNA. Its product is annotated as ubiquitin carboxyl-terminal hydrolase MINDY-3 homolog. The coding region runs from base 93 to 1751 and encodes 552 amino acids. Lineage: Eukaryota; Metazoa; Arthropoda; Insecta; Diptera; Drosophilidae. The transcript has 7 exons. The record is from RefSeq and is a predicted model, not a curated record. Gene Ontology annotation, biological process: protein K48-linked deubiquitination. Gene Ontology annotation, molecular function: cysteine-type deubiquitinase activity; K48-linked deubiquitinase activity.
AAGAAGGCAACACAUAAAUUCAAAUCAACAUAUGUACAUUAUUACCACAAAUGCAACACAGAAAUUAAGGGAAAGCUGAACAACCUGCAUUCAUGUGGAGCUUCUAUGGGCAAAGAAAACGACUCGAGAUGAGCGACGCAUGCGAACGGGAGCAGCGCAGCGAAAAGUGCGCCUCGCCGAAAACUGCAUCAGCUACGGCGUCGAUGACGUUGGCGUCAACAGCCUUGGAAUCGCAGUCACACAACACAGCAGGACAACAGCAGCAGCAAGAAAUAUCAUCCAUGGCCAGUGGCAGUACACCAUCAUCAACAGCGCCAGCUGCUGGACGACAACAACAGCAGCAACUGCUGCGUCCCAACGAGAGCGACAUGCGAGAGCUGCGCGAGAUUAUACACUUGCUGUGGGGCGACAGUGUGCGCGAAGAUGUAUUCAAGCGUUGGUCUCAAGGCUUUGAGUUUAGUGAUGUGGAGCCCUCGGCUUUGGUGCAAAAACAGGGCGGUCCUUGUGCUGUGAUAGCGCCCGUGCAGGCGUACUUGCUUAAGAUAAUUAUCAUGGAAAUGCCAGGCAUACAAUUAACAAAGCUACCCAGUGACAAAUGCCAGAGUUUGCUCAUCGAAGCUUUGUGCAACAUAUUGAAGAACUGCCGAGCGCCGCGUUAUAAAAUUGUCACACUGCAACGGCGAUCAACCAAAGAGCGUCGCCUGACGCCGCCCACUGAUGCAAUUGAAGCGGCUGUUGAGGCGGAGGAGACAAUUGGAAUUGAUGCGGCUGGUAAAGCCGCUCCUGCUGCUACUGUCGCUACCAAAAACGAUGCAGCAUUGGUCACCACACGCUUGAAUUUGGAACUGACACCAGAUCAAUUUCAUGAGCGCCUGCAUACGCUCCACUUUGAGCACAUUGCCGAGGUGGCUCGCUACUAUGUGGAAAACUAUAGUCAGCUAUCGAAUACGUACGGUGUGCUGUUGUUUAUGUAUUCGGUAUUCCUAACCAAGGGCACCGAACAGGUGACAUCUGAUAUAUCGGACACAUCGGAGCCGCUGAUACACAGCACAUAUGGCUAUGGGGCACAAUCGUUGAUCAAUCUGAUGCUAACUGGACGCGCCGUUGCCCAUGUCUGGGACAAUGAGCAGGAUGUGGGCGGUCUAAAGCUGCGCGGCAUUUGUGAGCAGAGCGAUAUUGGAUUCAUAACACUAAUGGAGCAGAUGCGCUACUGUACAGUGGGCUCGUUUUUUAAGAAUCCACGCUACCCAGUUUGGGUAAUGGGCUCUGACACGCAUUUAACUGUUUUGUUUAGCAAUGAAAAGAGGCUCGUCUCGCCGGAGACACCAUCGGAGACGGGACGUCGGGUCUUCAAGUCUUACGAUCCGGAGGGCAACAAUUUCAUAUCGAGCACCUUGCUCCGUGAUGUGCUAGCCGCAUUGAAUCUGGUCAGCGAGCCGGGAUAUGUUAGUCUCAUGCAAAAGCGUUUGGAUCCAGAGAAUCUCGGCAUCAUACUUUUGAAUGCCUUCAUGGAUGAAUUCUUUCCGCUGGAGCGCCGCUCAACGCCGGACACGUUCGAGCUGCUGCACUACAAUGGCAUACCCGGCUCUAACGAUAACAACAAGGUGCGCUACUACUGUGGCUCGGCCAUUUUGCUGGAGGGCGAUCUCAAGUCGAUUUGCACCUCAAAUCCGAUGGUCACCUGCCUGCAGACCAAGUGGCCCAACAUUGAGAUCAAUUGGCAUGAUGCACACAUGCCCUCAUUGAAUUGACGUCCUUAUUGAAGAGAUGAAAGAUGUUAAAACGACGGCAAAGGCAACUACAACAAAAUAACAACAACAACAAACACAAAACAACAACAACUAGAGAGCAAAAGUAGCAGCAAAAACAAAAAACAAAAAAACAUAAAAAAAAAAAAACAAAAUGAUGCCAUGCACAUCUUUAUUUCAAACACCUUUCAAUUGUUUAUUGCUAAUUUAUUGAAAAACGUUUAAAAAACAACCAAAAAAAAUGCAAACAAACAAAUAUGAAAAAAAUGCAACAUAAAAAUGAAGAGAGAAGAAAACUAACACAGCUCACACACACGACUACACUUGAUUACACACAACACACAAACACACACACACAACCACGACAGGUAGACACUUACGUGCAUAAAGGGUAUGCAGCAAUUUUAAUUUUGCAACAAUAAUGAUCUAAACAUGAGCGCAUCAUUAUGCAUGAAAACAUAUUGAAAUGUAAUUAUUGUUUGCCAUUGUAAUUAUAAGACCCAGGAAAUUAUUAUACAUAUUAUAACCCAAUAAGACACAGCCCGAAAAUGAAAUAACUGCAAAAUUAGCGAAGAAAACACACUCUCUCACACACCCACACAGACACAUGCACCCAUACACACACUCACACACAUUAAGAACAAAA